UGCUGCUGUUGUUUUGGUUCGCAGUUGUCGCGGCGGAGAGCAAAAUGGCGGACUCUGCGGCGGAGGGAGCCCCGGAAGCGCCCAUAAACUCCGGUCCGAACCAAACUGACCAUAGCGAAGAAUGGGAAACCAUGGCUCGAGCUUGGCUUUCUUCUUUCCCUGAGGCUGAAGAAGUCACCAUGGCCGAGGUCGAAGCCUGGAUCGACUCCAACCAUGAUUCUUUACCCGAGGGCCUCAAAUCCAUGCCUCGUUCUGAUCUCUGUCACAGGCUUAUUUCCAUUCAAAAUUGCAUGAGAUUCCCCCCUCAGGAAAAGGAGGCAAAUCAGCUUGAUAUUCCACAUGCUCGAUUUCAGCGCACAGAUCAAUGGAUACCAGUUUAUUCAUGGUUGGAGACAUUGGAUAAGGAUGAAGUGGUUAAGUCCAAAGAGAUUUCUGAUUGGCUAACUGAAAACCCUAAGGUCCAAGAGAAGUUGUGUUCAAGGCAUUCUCGAUAUCAUUUGAUGCACUAUAUCAAAAAAUGCCAUUUAAAGAUACUAAAGAGAAGGGAAAAGAAGAAGGUUUUAGAUCAGCCUGACAAGGAUGCUUCACUGAAGGUUCAGAAAGAUGUGCCGAUGAAACACUCGGCCCCACUUCCAUGUAGUUCAUUAAACAAUAUUCCCAAAGAUAGCGACUUGUACAUUACCAAAAGAAAUGAAGCUUAUCGCAAAUAUGAGAUUUUAGUGGAGUUGGAGAAGCUGCUUUCCCCAACAAUCUCUAAGCUUUCUGAGACAAAGUGAAGCAGACAGAGAAACUUAAAACCAUUGACGUUCGAAGGCAAAUCCUCCAGCUGCUUCGCUCUCUCUGCAUCAUUUUGACGGAAACAACGUUGCCUCUUCAGAGUGCUUACUGAUCAUCACAUCAGCCGCCGCAUUGUUCAUAGAAUCAUAGUCAUAAUGAGCAUUGCUUUAAGCUUUUAUUAUGUCUUCAAUCAUAGCUAUUUAGAUUUGGAAAGAGUUCAGGCUUAAUAUUUAGGUUUUGAUUAUUGAAGUGUUUUCUUUUUCUUUUUUUUUCCCAAAAAGCAUAAGAGUGACAAGUAUACAGUGUUUAAAAUUUUUU
This is a messenger RNA of Neltuma alba, 1095 nucleotides long. RefSeq lists its product as uncharacterized. The coding region runs from base 45 to 776 and encodes 243 amino acids. The record is from RefSeq and is a predicted model, not a curated record. The transcript has 5 exons. Lineage: Eukaryota; Viridiplantae; Streptophyta; Magnoliopsida; Fabales; Fabaceae.